Molecule: messenger RNA, 573 nt
Organism: Rhopalosiphum maidis (corn leaf aphid)
Lineage: Eukaryota; Metazoa; Arthropoda; Insecta; Hemiptera; Aphididae
Exons: 5
Coding region: 4-573 (189 amino acids)
Source: RefSeq, a predicted model, not a curated record
GAAAUGAACAGUUUCGUGAAAUACGAUCACGGGUCGUCGGCCAGUGAAUUUUUCGAACGCACCCGGCGCACCGAUGCCGAUUUCCGAAAAAUGAUCUACAACUUGAGAGUUGCAAUGUACAAGACAACAUAUAAGAAAUCGUUUUAUUGGCCGGAAAAUAUACCCAAAUCCAAUGAUUACCAAAUCGAAACUGGAUUUACUAUGAUACCGAAGCCAAAUGAAGAUCAUUAUAAAAAGCUGUAUACACCUGAAAUUUUAAUAUCCAGACAAUUGAGUGAAAAUAAAAGAAUUUUACCUCCUUUGGAGUACUCAAUAAGUGCCUCACCAAAUUGUCAAGACGAAGAUUUAAAUGACUCAAAUACACACGCAAAAUCUUUGUAUCAAGAGAGCUAUAUAAAUUGGACGCCAAGUCAAGCACAUAAAAAAGAGGAAACACCAGAAGAGUGGGCUCAGAAAUGGAGAAACGAGUGUCACAACGUUCGAGAUGCCGACGAUUUAGUGCAUGACUUAUCGAAUCGAAUUAUCAAAUCGCGAAAGAUGAUAUUAAGUAGAAAGAAGAUUGGCUAUGUUUAA